This is a messenger RNA of Aureobasidium subglaciale EXF-2481, 861 nucleotides long. RefSeq lists its product as uncharacterized. The transcript has a single exon. The record is from RefSeq and is a predicted model, not a curated record. The coding region runs from base 1 to 861 and encodes 286 amino acids. Gene Ontology annotation, biological process: protein phosphorylation. Lineage: Eukaryota; Fungi; Ascomycota; Dothideomycetes; Dothideales; Saccotheciaceae. Gene Ontology annotation, molecular function: protein kinase activity; ATP binding.
AUGAAUACCACGACCGGUGAACUUCUGGCUGUCAAGCAAGUCGAAGUCAACCCUAAGACAUCUAACGCAGAUCCGCAAAAGAUUCGCGAGAUGGUGAAGGCUCUCGACUCCGAGAUUGACACGAUGCAGCACUUAGAUCACAUGAAUAUCGUUCAAUAUCUCGGUUGUGAGCGCAAAGAAUACUCCAUUAGUAUUUUUCUCGAGUACAUCUCCGGUGGCAGUAUCGGAAGCUGCUUGCGUAAACACGGCAAAUUCGAAGAGUCGGUUGUCAGCAGCCUGACACGACAAACACUUGAUGGACUAGCGUACCUUCAUCGCGAAGGUAUUUUGCACCGCGACCUCAAAGCUGACAACAUACUUCUUGAUCUUGAUGGUACUUGCAAGAUCUCUGACUUUGGUAUCUCCAAGCGCAGCCCCAACCCUUACAACAACGACAUUACCAACAGCAUGCAAGGCAGUGUCUUCUGGAUGGCGCCCGAGGUCAUCCGCGCUCAGUCACAAGGAAGCGCCUCCAACGGCAGUACCGAGUCUCAAGGCUACAGCGCAAAGGUCGAUAUCUGGUCUUUGGGCUGUGUGGUCUUGGAGAUGUUUGCUGGUCGUCGUCCUUGGAGCAAAGAAGAAGCUAUUGGUGCCAUCUUCAAGCUUGGCAGUCUCAACCAAGCUCCACCAAUUCCUGAAGAUGUUAGCAGCGUCGUCGGUCCUGCUGCUUUGAGCUUCAUGUAUGACUGUUUCACAAUUGAUCCGGCGGAUCGACCUACUGCUGAGACGUUACUCCGCGCACCUUUCUGCUUCCACGAUUUACACUACAACUUCUUCGACACCGAGCUGUACGCUAAGAUUCAGGGGGCCUUUGGACCUUGA